Brassica napus (rape) is the source of this 1599-nucleotide messenger RNA. RefSeq lists its product as uncharacterized. The record is from RefSeq and is a predicted model, not a curated record. Gene Ontology annotation, cellular component: nucleus; DNA replication factor A complex. Gene Ontology annotation, molecular function: damaged DNA binding; single-stranded telomeric DNA binding. The transcript is spliced from 9 exons. The coding region runs from base 1 to 1599 and encodes 532 amino acids. Gene Ontology annotation, biological process: meiotic cell cycle; double-strand break repair via homologous recombination; telomere maintenance via telomerase. Lineage: Eukaryota; Viridiplantae; Streptophyta; Magnoliopsida; Brassicales; Brassicaceae.
AUGGAACCCACCGGCAACUCUACCGUCUUUGGCGAACGCAAGCCCAUCAAGAAGACCGUCGCAACCUCCACGACUGCGAAACCAAACGGGAAGUCCACUGCUUCUUCCGCGACUGUGAUGAAACCUAGCGAGACGACUGCUGUUUUAUGCGCUAAUUCGAUGAACCCAAACGCUUCUACCGCUCUAUCCUCUGCGCAUGGCGAUCAAGUGAUGUUGUUCAGAGAUGUUACGCUCGGCCCACGCGAAGCUGAGCUGGUGUUUCGUUUGAUUCAUUUUUGGGAGGCUCGAAAUCCAAACACUAAGAUUCUCAUUGGACAAGAGAUGCUCCUUAUCGACGAAGAGGGAACUGUCAUACAAGGUUUUGUUCCAGCCGGGCGUGUAGGGACAUAUGAACUGAUAGCUGGUUCUGUCUGUAAGCUGAGCAACUUUUUCGGAUCCAGAAGCAAGGUUCAGUAUCGAGUUGCUGAUCAUAGCGCCACUGUUUCAUUCACCUGGAAUUCUGCUUUAACUGUUCUUGAGAGCCCUCCAGUUCUAAUUCCAGAAGAUAGGUUCAGGUUCCACAGCUAUGAAGAGUUUAAGGCCAAUUGUGACUCCAAGGGUGAUCUUUAUGAUUACCUUGGCCACAUGAAGCUGGUGGAUGGGCAGACUAUCACCGAUCAUACUGCGCUUGACGAGGCUGACAUAGCAAGGAAGCGUCAUCUAUGCGUUCAUGUUCAGACACAUGACAGCGACUUCUGCCAGAAGUUCAAAUCGUACGGGAGCACUCCGACCGUUCUGUUGGUCACCACAGUUAACCCUAAACAUCUUGGAGGAACACUUGCUCUCAGUACUAUGUCAUCGUCUCGAGUGUUCAUGGAUGCUGAUGUCCAGCCUAGCAAGGAGUAUCUUGAGUGGUUGAGCUCCAACUCUGAAAUUGCUAAUAGAAUUGCUGCUGAUGUUGUCACUAAGCCUGAGCCAGUGACACUUGAGGAGCUAUUCUCAUACAUUAGGCAGGAAGCUUCUAAGGUUACUUGGUUUGAAUGCACUGCAACUAUAGAUGAUGUUGUCCAGGGUUCUGCUUGGUACUAUAUUUCAUGCGGUGGAUGUAACAGUAAGGCAGUUAAAGGGCCUAGAUCCUUCAUUUGUAACAAUAAGAAGUGUGUGAAAAGUGAAGUCACUGGCGUUGCUCAAUACCUCACGAGGAUUUCAGUUUAUGAUAAGAGUGAGCAAGCAAUUUUUGUCAUCCUUGGUGAUGCUGGCAAGGACCUGACUGGGAAACAUGCUGCAGAGUUAGUUGCUAAUUACUUUGAGACCAAUGGAGGUGUAGGAGUUGACAAUUGCGUGCCGGUGCCGCAAGCAUUGCUUGACACAAUAGGGCAGACACGCAAAUUCAUUGUGAAGGUCUCGGAUCAUAAUCUGACAGCCAAGACUCAGACCAUUACUGUCACAAAGAUACUCCCACCAGAAGUUCCACUUCCAGUAUCGUCUGAUGGUAUUUCGAAGACUGUGAGUGAUGAGUCUGGUCUUUCCAAUGUCUUCGAAGAUGCUGUUGGUGAUAGAGCUAGAAAAGCUUCUGAGAUUCUUGAGUCGAACGAAACCAAGCGUUCCAAAAGUGGCUGA